AUGCCGAGACUUCCAGUGUCUUCGCAAUCGAGCUCCGUCGCCGGCACUGUCCCGCCGCCCAUGUUUCCUCCAGCUUCCGAUGCUGCUCACCCACCCCAACCACGGGAUGACCGACAACUCAGCGUCCUCACGCUCAACUGCUGGGGUCUCAAGUACAUCUCCAAGCUACGACUGCAACGCAUCAAAGCCAUCGCUUCCCUCCUGGCAUCAUCCACGACUCCACAUUACGACUUUGUCUGCCUCCAAGAGGUCUGGUACGAAUCCAAAGACUGGCGGUUCCUCAAGCACACGCUCGCCUCCCGCUAUCCCCACUCCAAAUUCUUCUACUCGGGAGCAUUUGGUUCAGGUCUCGCUAUUCUCUCUCGCUGGGCCAUACUCGAAACAAAAACGCAUCCCUAUUCGCUCAAUGGCCAGCCCCUUCAUGUACAACACGGGGACUGGUUCGUGGGGAAAGCGUGUGGAUGUGUCACCGUUGAUCAUCCGAGAUUGGGGUUGCUGGACGUUUGGAAUACUCAUUUCAUAGCAGCAGGCGGCGAAGAUGGUCCAGAGUACAAGAGGUCGCAUCGUAUCACUCAGGCCUUCGAGCUCGCGAAGGAAUGUCGGAACAGCGCAAGUCGAGGGCGACAUGUGGUUUGUGUGGGAGAUCUCAACUCUACACCUCCAUCGUUGGCGAUUGGACUGAUGAGACACGUUGGCGGGUUGUAUGAUAGCUUCUUGGACUCGCAUCCUCAGCUACCGGAGCAAGCGACGUCUUUGGAUCAGGGAGAGGACGCGUCGAGGAUCGGCGGACACGGAUUUGCGCCGCCAAAUCCACAGCGAGCUAUCGAGGAACUCGGCGUCACCUGUGAUUCUCCUCUCAACACCUGGACCACCGGAAAGAAUCUCGACGAACGUGCAACGCGGGGCGCAGGCAAGAGGCUCGACUACGUCCUCUUCCGCGGCCCCGUUGAAAUGCAACCUGGUUCCACGUCGUACUCAGCAUCCGCAUCUGGCCGCGGUCGUCUCGCAUGCACCUCCUCCUCCGUCGUCAUCACCGACAUCAUCCCAGCUCACCAAUGCUCUUUCUCCGACCACUUCGGCGUCGCCUCCACAUUCGACAUCCUAGACACCAUCUCACCCUCCACAACCAACGACAAGCCCUCUCAACACCGGAUCCUCACAUCCACCCUGCACGCUCUAUCCGGAGCUUUCGCCGCCAGUCGUUCCAACCAAAUGUCUCACUUUUACGUCUUUGGAACGGCCCUUCUGGUCGCAAUCGGUCUGAUCAUAGCAAGCAUCUUUCAGCCCUUGGGUGGCGUCAAUCCCGUAUUCGUGCUGCUAGCAGUAGUCGCAGGAUGGGCGGGGACAACCAUGCUUUACAGCGCAGUGAUUUGGGGCGAGUGGGAGAAACGUACGCUUCGUACUGUGAUGGAGUUGAUCGAGUUGGAGCUCAAUUAUCUUCGACCAGCUCAGAGCGGCACCGCCAACGGCAGCAGCAACGCUAGCCCUUCACAAGCUUUGCACGACGCUGUGCGAGAAGGGACACUCUUCUGA
Molecule: messenger RNA, 1533 nt
Organism: Pseudozyma hubeiensis SY62
Lineage: Eukaryota; Fungi; Basidiomycota; Ustilaginomycetes; Ustilaginales; Ustilaginaceae
Exons: 1
Coding region: 1-1533 (510 amino acids)
Cellular component (GO): cytoplasm
Molecular function (GO): sphingomyelin phosphodiesterase activity
Source: RefSeq, a predicted model, not a curated record